This is a messenger RNA of Lentinula edodes (shiitake mushroom), 291 nucleotides long. RefSeq lists its product as uncharacterized. Bases 1 to 291 code for a protein of 96 amino acids. The record is from RefSeq and is a predicted model, not a curated record. NCBI's taxonomy places the organism in Eukaryota, Fungi, Basidiomycota, Agaricomycetes, Agaricales, Omphalotaceae. The transcript has 4 exons.
AUGGACAAGACGCCGCCGGAGCUUUCGAGCCCAAAAAGCGACACCCCAGUCACACCAACGAUGGGACAGAGCGCCCUAGACUCAAAGGCAUCUAAUGACCUUAAAUUGACCAAACAAGCAACGACUAACUCCGAGUCACCCACAAUCAUUGACGACGUAAAGGACUCGGAUUUGGAGCAAAAGCCUAAAGGCUCAGUAAUCUCCAGGUUUGGAAAGCGCGUUUUAGACGGAUAUAACAAGAAGGCGUCGAAGGUAGAUGUCCCAGUAGAGAUGUUGUACAAAUUUGCAUAG